GGGAGCCUUGGUGCGGGGAGGUGGGGUAGGGGGGACAGGGAGUAGUGAGGAUUGGCGGGGCGAGAGACGGAGAAACCCAGGGUAGCAGGACAAGGAGAAGGGGAGGGGUGCCCGGGAACCUGGGGCCCUGGAUGGAGAGGGGGAUGAAGCCGCCAGGUUUGGAACAAACAGGGAAGGGAGAGGACGGCAGUGAGGAGGGGCGCCUAGGAGGAGAGGUGAGGCCGACGGCGGAAAGGAGAGUGUGUUUGGGGGGAGGGAAACCAGAGCAGGUCUGGAGGCCGCAGCUCAGAAGGUAGCUAUGGGGCCAGACGGGAGAACCCCCGGGUGGGAUUGAGGGCAGAGACUGGAAUAGGGAAGCCGGGAGCCUCCCAGAUCCUGGAGGAGGAAGAAGGGGAUCUGGGCCAUCAUCGAGGGAGGUGGAGACUGUCACUGAGGGGCCGGGACGCAGGCAUAGGGGUGGACGGAGGCCCGGGGCCCAGGCAGAGGACUGGAAGGGAGAACUGCCCGCAGGGAAUGGAAAUGGAUGGUUGGGUAGUAUUGUAGAUGCCCAACUCCCAGUGCCCCCCACCCCUUUGCCAGAAUCCUCACCCUGCCCUCAUGACAUCCCCAGCGUCAGGGCCCGAGAGGGGGUGGGGAUUCUGACCAUCUCCCCCUUCCCCAGCGGGGUACAAUGUACGCAAGUAGGCCGUAGCAGAACUCCUUGUCUGUAGGUAUGUCCAGCUCCCCAUAGCCGGUGUGUGUGUGUGUCUGGAGGUCUGGGUGUGCUGUGGGUGUGUCGGGGGUGUUUAUGUCUGUGUGUGUCUGCCUGUUCCUAGGUUGUGUUUACCCAUCUGAUCUGUGUCUGGUCCUCUGUGUGUAGAUACGGGUCUGUGGCCUGGUGGUUUGUGUAUCUGAACGUGUAUUUGUGUGGCUGUGGGGCUGCUGUGUAUUUGCGGGGCCUGUCUGUGUGGUAGAUCUGGGUGUAUUUACAGGAUGGGAAUCUGUGUCGAGCUGAUCUCUCCGGGAGGUGUAUUUGUGGCUCUGAACACCUUUGUCAGGGUGUAUGACUCUGUACACAUAUCCUGUGUCUGUCUGUCUGUCUGUGGGUCCUAGAGGCGGUGUUGGGUUUUCUCUGCCUCCAUCUGUUUUCCACUCUCUGAGGACCCAAGUCACAUCUCCACUCCUUUCUCUCUCUCUUUCUCUUUCUCAUUCAUUCCUGGCCCCCACCCACCCCACAUCUUUCUUUUUUUCCUUCCCCUCUCCCCCACCAAGUGGAUCCGGGACCCAGGGAGGGCCGCCCCCCGGGCCUGGUGGCGCUGAGCAGGGCCCCCCAGCCCCCACCUCCUGCCCCACGACAUGAACCUCCUCUACCGAAAAACCAAGCUGGAGUGGAGGCAGCACAAGGAGGAGGAGGCCAAGAGGAGCUCCAGUAAGGAGGUGGCUCCUGCAGGCCCCGCAGGGUCCGGGGCCGGCCCGGGGCCUGGGGUCCGGGUGCGGGACAUCGCCUCGCUCCGCCGCUCCCUCAGGAUGGGCUUCAUGACGAUGCCAGCCUCCCAGGAGCACACCCCCCACCCCUGCCGCAGCGCCAUGGCCCCACGUUCACUCUCCUGCCAUUCAGUGGGCAGCAUGGACAGUGUUGGGGGUGGACCUGGGGGGGGAGGCGGGGGUCUCACAGAGGACAGCAGUGCCCGAAGACCCCCUGCCAAGCCCCGGAGACAUCCCAGCACCAAGCUCAGCAUGGCAGGGUCGGGGGUAGAGAUGCCUCCCAGCAAGAAAGCAGGCUCGCAGAAGCCAACCCCAGAGGGCCGAGAGUCCAGCCGGAAGGUUCCGCCACAGAAGCCCCGGAGAAGCCCGAACACCCAGCUCUCGGUCUCCUUCGAUGAGUCCUGUCCCCCAGCCCCCUCUCCUCGUGGGGGGAAUCUGCCCCUUCAGCGCCUCAGUAGGGGGUCCUGCAUAGCUGGGGACCCUGAGGUGGGUGCCCAGGAAGAGGAGCCCGUGUACAUUGAGAUGGUGGGGGAUGUCUUCAGGGGAGGAGGACGAAGUGGAGGGGGCCUGACUGGACCCCCUCUUGGGGGAAGGGGCCCAACCCCUCCAGCGGGCGCUGACUCGGACUCCGAGGAGAGCGAGGCCAUAUAUGAGGAGAUGAAGUACCCGCUGCCCGAGGAGGCAGGAGAAGGCCGGCCCAACGGGGCCCCCCCAUUGACCGCAAGCUCCUUGCCACACCAGCCCCCCGCCCUGCAGCCCCACGCCCACCGCCGGCCAGCAUCAGCCCUCCCAAGCAGGAGGGAUGGGACACCUACCAAGACCACUCCUUGUGAAAUCCCCCCGCCCUUCCCCAACCUCCUCCAGCACCGUCCUCCGCUCCUGGCCUUCCCCCAAGCCAAGGCUGCUUCCCGAACCCCUGGCGAUGGGGUCUCGAGGCUACCGGUCCUCUGCCACUCGAAGGAGCCAACGGGCUCCACCCCAGCUCCCCAAGUGCCUGCCCGGGAGCGGGAGACGCCUCCCCCACCGCCUCCGCCUCCUGCUGCCAACCUGCUGCUGCUGGGACCCUCGGGCCGGGCCCGGAGCCACUCAACACCGUUGCCACCCCAGGGCUCUGGCCAGCCCCGGGGGGAGCGGGAGCUCCCCAACUCCCACAGCAUGAUCUGCCCCAAGGCGGCAGGGGUGCCGGCAGCCCCUCCUGCCCCGGCCGCCUUGCUCCCUGGCCCCCCCAAGGACAAGGCUGUGUCUUACACCAUGGUGUACUCGGCAGUCAAGGUGACCACGCAUUCUGUCCUGCCAGCUGGUCCACCCCUAGGUGUUGGGGAACCAAAGACGGAGAAGGAGAUCUCGGUCCUCCAUGGAAUGCUGUGCACCAGCUCGAGGCCCCCAGUGCCUGGGAAGUCCAGCCCCCACAGCGGGGCCAUGGGCGCGGCAGCUGGGGUCCUCCACCAUCGGGGCUGCCUGGCCUCCCCACACAGCCUUCCGGACCCGACUGCGGGCCCCCUGACUCCCCUAUGGACCUACCCGGCUGCAGCAGCUGGGCUCAAGAGACCCCCUGCCUAUGAGAGCCUCAAGGCCGGGGGGGUGCUGAAUAAGGGCUGUGGAAUGGGGGCCCCAUCCCCCAUGGUCAAGAUCCAGCUGCAGGAGCAAGGGACCGACGGGGGUGCCUUUGCCAGCAUCUCCUGCGCGCAUGUCAUCGCCAGUGCAGGGACACCAGAGGAGGAGGAAGAGGAGAUGGGCACCACGACAUUUGGGGCAGGCUGGGCUCUGCAGAGGAAGGUCCUGUAUGGAGGGAGAAAAGCAAAAGAGCUGGACACAGAGGUCGAGGAUGGUGGCCGGGCCUGGAAUGGCAGUGCCGAGGGUCCAGGCAAGGUGGAGCGUGAGGAGCGAGGCCCCACGGCAUCAGGGAUUCCAGUGAGGAGUCAGGGGGCAGAGGGCCUGCUGGCCAGGAUCCACCACGGAGGGGACCGAGGAGGGAGUCGCACAGCGCUACCUGUACCCUGCCAGACGUUUCCUGCUUGCCACCGCAAUGGAGACUUCACAGGAGGCUACCGCCUGGGGCGCUCGGCCUCCACAUCUGGAGUCCGGCAGGCCGCGCUCCACACCCCCCGACCCUGCAGCCAGCCUAGGGAUGCCCCAAGCCAGACCCAGCCCGCGCUGCCGCUGCCGCUGCCGCUGCCGCCUCCGCCCGCCCGCGAGCGCGACGGCAAGCUGCUAGAGGUGAUCGAGCGCAAGCGCUGCGUGUGCAAGGAGAUCAAGGCCCGCCACCGCCCCGACCGAGGCCUCUGCAAGCAGGAAAGCAUGCCCAUCCUCCCCAGCUGGCGGCGCGGGCCGGAGCCCCGCAAGUCCGGCACCCCGCCCUGCCGCCGGCAGCACACCGUCCUCUGGGACACUGCCAUCUGAGGAGGCCGGGAGGCCCGGGCACCGGACUGGGGAGCGGGGCGGGGGUGCCCGGCUCUCCGGGAGACUUGCCUUGAAAGAGGGACACUUGAAGGACCAGGUGAGAGAAAGCCAGGGAGAAGCCCCAGCCUUGCACCCUAACAACCCCGCCCCCCCCAGACGGGGGUGUCUGCCAGGCCCAUCGGGGAUGUCCCCCACCCCCCGCCCCACCCGCAUCCCCUGAAAUUUGGGGAGGAGGGUUUGAGGUUGGGAGUGAGGCCCUUGGGGGCUCUCCAUGCUGGGCGAGGCCGAUGACUCCUCCUGAGAGGGCAAAGGCCAAUCCCGGAGGUCGGCAUGGGGGAGGAGGAAAGGGAAGGGAGGAAGGGGGGGCGGGUCAGGUGAAGGACGGGGCUAGCGAGUGUGAGGUAGAGGGGCUCUUUAUAGAGCCAGGAGUGGGGAGGGGGUAUUUAUUUCGUUAUUUAUUUUAGUUGGGAGGGCAGUUCUGGCCUCUUCUGACCUAUUCCUGGGCAGGGAGUAGGCAGUGGUGGGCAAUUCAAGGGAACCAAGUUGGCGCUCUCCCCAAGCCUGAAGCUGGCACAGCCACACCAACCCUGACCAUGGGGAUUGGUGUGGAUUGGGGAGCCAAGCAAGAGGAGGGAGGGGCCCCAGCGAGCUGAGGGCCGCAGACUCAUUUACAGUAUUUUACCACAGCCAGAAUUUGGUAGUGAGUGUGGCCUGCUGUGUAACAGGCAUCUUAUUUAGCUCUGGGGUGAGGGGGUAGCACCAGGGAUGGGCGGGAUGAUGGGGAAGGAGGGA
This is a messenger RNA of Neogale vison (American mink), 4656 nucleotides long. It is a transcript of the gene NYAP1, whose product is annotated as neuronal tyrosine phosphorylated phosphoinositide-3-kinase adaptor 1. Bases 1336 to 3864 code for a protein of 842 amino acids. Lineage: Eukaryota; Metazoa; Chordata; Mammalia; Carnivora; Mustelidae. Gene Ontology annotation, biological process: phosphatidylinositol 3-kinase/protein kinase B signal transduction; neuron projection morphogenesis. The record is from RefSeq and is a predicted model, not a curated record. The transcript is spliced from 6 exons.